CCUCCUCACUUUCACCUAAUUCUCUGAAAACCCUAUAUUGGUAAUCACUGCUUACCCAAACCAAAACCCCAUCUCCAACCUCUCCAUGAUCUGCAGCACUCUGCAAACUUAUAAGCUAGCUCUUCAGAUACACAACGUACGUGAAGAAUGGAAGCCCGCUGCCGCAAAGUUCUCGUCUUUUUAGUCCCUCCUCUCCAACCCUCUACAAAAACUGAUCCAUUAUCACCGCCACCAGUACCAGGGAUAACACCGGAGCAGUACCAGUCGUCCCAGCGCCGACGUCGCCCGGAAAGAACUUGGACCUUUUCUCCCCGCUCGGAUCUUCCAACUUGGUUGAACCGGCUACCGGGAGUGGAGCCGGGGACGAUACAGGCUCUGCCGGUGUACUCUUACGGCGGCGGGAAGGAGAAGUUUGAGAUAAAGGAUUGCGCCAUCUGUCUUGGAGAGUUCGAGGAGAACGAGGCGGUCAAGGAGAUACCGUUUUGUAAGCACGUGUUUCAUCCCCACUGCAUCGACAGAUGGCUAUGGUCUCACGUGGCGUGCCCAGUCUGCCGGUCCUUUCGGUUAUUCGAUGACGAGGGUGUGAGCCAGAGCAACUCGGCGAUUACAAGAUCGACGGCCGGAAACCAAGACGAGUGUGUAUAGGUGAUCAGAGUGGCGGCGGACAUGGAAUCACAUGGUACUUUUGGUUUGAGGAAUAGUAGCAGCUGUUCGAGUUUUGGGUCAGAACCAAUUAGCAUGUUGCCAAGAACAUAUAGUUUUUAAAUUUAGUUUUUUUUUUUUUUAGGACAGUUUUUAAGGAUCGAAUACGGCCUGCUGCUGACAUUUUAAAGCUUUUGUACCAUAUAACA
Juglans regia (Persian walnut) is the source of this 851-nucleotide messenger RNA. Its product is annotated as RING-H2 finger protein ATL57-like. Lineage: Eukaryota; Viridiplantae; Streptophyta; Magnoliopsida; Fagales; Juglandaceae. The coding region runs from base 148 to 645 and encodes 165 amino acids. The record is from RefSeq and is a predicted model, not a curated record. The transcript has 2 exons.